AUGGACCUCAAGCGUUUAGGAGUCAAAGUAGGCAUGAAUCGUCUACCCAGUGGGCACCGCACCAUCAGGAUCGAUGACUUUCAAGCCUCGGGCGCCGAUUUCAAGUGCCCAGAGGCGGUCUUUCAGCGGCAUCCUUCGCUGAAAGAGAGUGAUUUUCACUGCGACAGUGGCCGCGCAGGCAGCUCGGGAAAGUACACGCCUUUCUACCUCACCUCCAGCAGCGACCAGGGGGGCCGAGAGAGCCUAGCCGAGUCUGGCCGUGGCGACCCUAAGCGCGACCUGGUCCAGAUCGGAGACCCGGUCGAGAAGCAGCACAUGGUGUCGGCAGUCGCGAUGCCGAGGAAGGCGCAACCUACCGAGGCUCAGCUUCGCGAGAGGCGCCCGGCCACCAUGGCCGAGCAGGUGGCCGGCACCGACACGACCUGGACGUACGCUGUGACGGGCACGACGGUACCGGACCACCUCAACAAAGCUCAGCGCGGUUGGGCAUGCAUGGUCGGCAGCACCAUGUUCUGGCUCAACAAGCUCGCCGACGAGUUUGGACGCAUGAUGGUGACGCGCAGAUUCUGGCCCACCAACCUGCCGAAGUCGCUCAAGGUCGUGCCCCAGGCCUACUUUACUUGUUGGCAUCCUCCGAUCAGCGUCGACUACGGCUGCAAUGGAUAUGGUGCCUGGUGGGUCUGCUCGGACUGCACCAUGCGAGUUGGAUACCUCGACAAGAAGCCAGACAAGACGAAGAAGGAGCCAGACGUGACAUGCUUGUGCAAGCGCAGGACUGCGGCGUGCUCGCUCUGUGGGCGGGGCUUCGCUCAACAGAAGGGCGCCGACCCAGAAUGGCGAGCUCUGGUGGCCGCUCCAGCGCCGCCGCCCGGCACUCGCGGAGUCACGCCCGCUGGAGUACCACCGCCUUGGCCAGCCCAGGCCGAGUCGGGAGCCGCUCAGCAGUGCACCCGAGCGAGCGAGGCCGACCGGGCGGACUGGGUGAUGAGCGAGGCGGAGGGCGACCUGCGCCGCAAGAAGCAGCUUCAACGACAAGAGGCCGCAGCGGCAGCGGCAGCGUCAGGGCCAGCUACUCCUCGGGAGCCGCGCAGUCGGAAGCCAGAGAACGGCGGGGAUCUCUCAGAGGUGAUGCGGAUGCUGAGGGACAUGAGCGCCAAGCAGGAGGAGCAGCAGAAUGCGAUCAGCCAGCUGACGAAGGUGACGUCCGGCCAGAUGCACGCGAUGGCGCUACUCCAGUCCCAGGUGCAGGCCCAGAGCCCGGUCAAUGAGCAGUUCUUGAUCAAGGAGCAGCAGUCACAGUCACCGGGACAAUCGUCACAGCAGCCAGAGUCGAAGCAGGCGUCCUUCCAGAUGAUCGCGACCGCGCCGUUGGUUGCAGCCUACCCGAACUACGCGGCAGCACCACCUUUGCAGGAGCCGCAGGGACAGACGAAGGGUCACGGCAAGGGACCGGACAACCCGACGGGCCUGAUGGACCAGAGGGGCAACCUGCUGUCUUCUACCACGAUCAGCAGCAUCGAUCUUCCAGGAUCGGCCUUGCCUUCACAACAGUUGGCAGCGGCGGCUCCGCAGAAGCGACCUUCUCACCUUUCGAGGCCCUCUGCCGAGCAAGGAGAUCCCUGGAAGGAGUCGCCCGAGGAGAAGCAGGCGCGGGACCAGCGCCGGAAGGACGCGGAGGAGGCGGCCAAGCGCGACAAGGACCGUCUGGCGCGGGAUGGCUGGACGGCAGCGGGGUGGAAGUCGUGGGACGGCUGGGACAGCGGCGACCAGAGGUGGGACAAGGGCGGCCAGAAGCGGUAG
This is a messenger RNA of Prorocentrum cordatum, 1800 nucleotides long. The record is from the annotation of a GenBank genome assembly. Lineage: Eukaryota; Dinophyceae; Prorocentrales; Prorocentraceae.